CUCAUGCGCGAGAAUGAUUAAGAUUUAUGUAGAAAUAAUAAUAUACUAUUUAUUUAAAAUAUAAAUUAAAAGUAAUGGCAGAGUGUUUGCAAACGUGGUGUGCAGUGAUUUUAAUAAUUGUGAUGACUCUCGGGGUAAGAGGUCAAAGUAAUGUGAAGCCGAAUAUAGUUUAUAUACUUGCAGAUGACCUGGGCUGGGACGACGUGAGCUUCCACGGCUCGGAGCAGGUGCGCACGCCGAACAUCGACCUGCUGGCGCGCUCGGGCGUGGCGCUCCAGCGCUUCUACUCGCACUGUCUGUGCACGCCAUCGCGAUCGGCGCUGCUUUCUGGAAAACAUGCCUAUACUUUGGGCAUGCAAGGUUAUCCUCUCCUGCAGAGUGAGGACAGAUUUCUAUCGCUAAACGAGAAGAUUUUACCACAAUAUCUGAAGGAGUUGGGUUAUUCGGCGCAUUUGGUGGGAAAGUGGCAUGUGGGUUUGUCUCGGUCGGCGGCUCUGCCCACGGCGCGUGGCUUCGACACACACUUCGGGCACCGAGGCGGAUAUAUUGAUUACUAUGAGUACACGAUUGAGGAGUCGUGGAGCUCUGGGACCGUGUCCGGCUACGACUUGUACAGGAACGAGACUCCCGCGUGGGACUCCACGGGCUAUGUCACCGACCUGUACAGCCGGGAGGCUACAUCAAUUAUCGAAGCUCACGACCCGUCGUCGCCGCUGUUCCUGAUGGUGGCACACAACGCACCCCAUGGCGGCAAUGAUGGCGCCAUCCUGCAGGCGCCGCCAGAUGAGGUGCGCCGCAUGCGCCACAUCGAGUCACAGCAGCGGCGCAUACUAGCAGCCAUGGUUAAAAAACUAGAUGACAGCGUGGGCGAUAUAGUAAAAUCACUUUCCGAUAAAGGGAUAUUGAACAACACUAUCAUAGUGUUCACAUCGGACAACGGUGGCAUGACGUCGGGGCUCUCCCUAAAUUAUGGAUCUAAUUGGCCGUUGAGAGGGAUUAAAAUGUCUCCAUUCGAAGGCGCCGUGAGGGUAGCCGGAUUUUUGUGGAAGGCAAACUUAAAUCCCGUGAGCCGGGCUUGGAAUGGGUAUAUGCAUAUUUCGGACUGGCUCCCGACUUUGCUCCACGCGGUGGGUGCCAACCCUCCGCCAGGUAUAGACGGGUUUAAUCAAUGGGACAACAUUAUUACAAAUGCGCCAUCCAAGCGUAACGAAAUAGUUGAAAUCGAUGACUUCCAAGGUUUCUAUAUGAUUAUAUCGGGAGAGUACAAAUUAAUUACAGGGAGUGUGAUAAAAGAAUACAGUAAUUAUCAGGGCCACGAUCUUAGGGGAAUUAUUGGAAGCCCCCCAUCAUACGUCGAUGCUGUGAAAAACAGCACUGUGUAUUCGGUUCUUCAGAGUAAUGGUCUAGAAGUAAAUAUGGCAGAUGAUGAAAUAAAGAAAAGGCAUAUAGUCGAUUGCUUAAAAAGGAGCGAUGAACGAGAUGUGUCAUUAUGUUACCCUGAAAAUGGAACCGUCUGUCUCUACAAUGUCAUUGAAGAUCCUUGCGAAACGAAGGACAUUUCAAAACUAUAUCCAGACAUCGUGCAGCAACUGCUUCAAAAAUUGGAAACUGAGAAGAAUAGAACAAUACCUAGGAUGCCCUUGGUGCGAGACCCUAAGUCUCAUCCGAGCCAGUUUAACUAUGCCUGGUCGACUUGGGCAGAUCAUAUUAAAUAAAUCACGUCACAAUUAUUGCAGGUGGUCUAACUACUUAUGUGCAUGUGUAUGAGGAUCAAUAGUAACCUAGUUAUUACGACACAUGUGAG
Messenger RNA from Cydia strobilella, 1804 nucleotides. RefSeq names its product arylsulfatase B-like. The transcript is spliced from 7 exons. The record is from RefSeq and is a predicted model, not a curated record. NCBI's taxonomy places the organism in Eukaryota, Metazoa, Arthropoda, Insecta, Lepidoptera, Tortricidae. Bases 75 to 1715 code for a protein of 546 amino acids.